AUGGCUGCACAGGCUACGGGAGGAGUGGAGGAACUUCUUGUGGGGAAGGGCUUCACAGCAGAUGGAAGCGUGGAGAACUUCAAGCGACGUCGUCAGACCGAGUUGAAGCACGGUCGCAUAUGGGCUCCCAUGGACCUGCUUCGGUACAUGGCUGGCAUCACCUUCCCGCCGGUGGAGCCUGUGUUUGCUGACGAUGCCCGCGUGAGAUACCCAUGUGAUGCCUCGUGGCAUAUUGACAACAAAGUACGCAAUCGACAGAUGCAUGCUCUCAUGGGCAAUUCGUUUGAUCUGGCGAGACCUGACCAGUUGGUACUGGCUUGCGAAAAGAGUUUGGAAAAGAAAAAGGAGUCGUCAGCAGAACUCCCUGGAGUGGAACUCUGUAAUCCUGAUGAGCUGAAGAUUCCAAAUGACAACAUGUUGCAAACGAUCCGUGCAGACCAAGUCAAAGAUGAUGCGUGCGGAGUGAGUUUCUGUAACUCACUGCUACUCCGCCCAAAACUCCGUGUGCAAAGCGAAGAACACUUGGCCUUAGUCGUACCUGGUAAACUUGGACAAGACCUUCAAUCUCUGUUGCAGGAAUCGAAUCCUACUCUCAAAUCUCAUGCCUAUGAAUGUGUCUUGACACUGCGAGACCCAGUCAUCAACAGACGAUUCCCAAGACAGGUGACGAUCAUUAACCUUGGAAAAGAGCUUGUCGUUCCAGCUGACCUCCCUCACACAGUUGUCGCUCCACAAGACCAGACCAAAGUAUUAUGGAUUCAAGCAUGGAAACACAAGAACAAUGAAAUAUGGAACCAGGUGGUCACCUCGACAGUGAAGGAAACACGAAACAAUGUGUUGCAGUGCGUAGCAGAGAUUCUUGGGGUUCAAUCAAAAGUACUGGACACGUGGGGCUUCAAAAUCACCGAUGACAAUAUGAGCCUAUGCAUCCGUGUCCCCAUGAAGGAUGCUGACAAACUGAUCAAUUCCAGGCACCUCUUGCUUUUUGCACGUCCGUUCAUCAACAAAGGGGAGAUUUUCACUGCGGCCGAUGACGAGGUCAUGGUAUGGGCCAAUGACAUCAAGACAACUCCCGAAUUGAACAUGUUGGUAAGCACGCUCACUGGAGUCCUUGGUUUCAUCGGAAACAAACAAGGACUCGGUAUUAGGGUACAGAGCAAUCAUGUCGCUGCAGCCAGAAGCUUGCUACAAAGCAACUCGCUCCGAAUUACGAAUGCCAAUAAGAGUGUCAUCGGAACCAAGCGCUAUAUGGUCAAAGGUUUUCCAUCUUCAACAAGCAUCCAGCAGGUGAUCGAUUUGAUGAAUUCUAAGCCUCAUAACCAGUCGCAGUGGAAACCUUGGCUAGUCAUUCCACUAAAAAUGUUCCCAACUGCAAAUGGUUGCAAUUGGUCAUUGAAAGCAGAUGAGGAUCCAGCCUGCGAUCGACUUGUGCUGAAUGGUGGUCGAAAACUUGUGAUCGAAAAACUUGAUUCUCCACAGGAAACAGUUCAUAAAAAGCAAAAGGAAUCAAUCCAGAAAGCAGAAGCAGCCAAAACCAAGCGCCGAGAUGACUUCAUGCAGGCCCAGCAGCAGAACACAGAGGACGCAUGGCAGACAUAUCUUGACGCAAAAGGAAAAGGCAAAUCCAAGCCUAAUCGUUCGCAGACCACACACGAUAGUGGUGGAAAGCGUUUACCUGAGAACCUUGAAGACCUGGAACUACAGAGAGUGCUUGCCUUAUCUUUAAAAGAGCACACACAAGCCAGUGCUAAUCGAAAGGCAGCCGCCGCAGCAUUGCAGCGGCAAAUCCCGGCCUUCAAGGUACAACGUCAGUCUCAUGAACUGCGUUUCAAGUUGCAGAAAGUAUCGCAAAGUGAACAAGUUAUUCGUGACAUCCAAAUCCUGGAAAAGUUCGAUUUUAAGAAAGGCGGCCGUAAAGCAUUUGCAUGGCUGAAAGAUGAGUGGAAACCUCCACUCAAUGCAAUAACCACAGAGUUUGGCGAAAUUGCAGUGACGCCUCAAGCAGUUGUAGAUAGUCUUCAGACCGAAUGGGAUACCACCAUCUCAACAGGUGGUUUUUUAGAUGACAACAACAUGCGUUGCGUGGCCAAAACUGCAGAAGCAGCAGUUCAAGGCUUAGAAAAAGCAUGGCAGCGAUCGCUGCAGUUCGACGCCUUGUCAGGUAUACAGGUCUCGGAAAAACAUGCAGAUGGACAGAAGAGCGUGGGGCCUACUGCCACGUUCCGUGCAGCUGUCAAGUCAUUGCAGUGUGAACGCCGCGAACUGCGACGACAGGUACUGGAUAUGUUGGGACAUGCCCCAGGCACUGCGAUACGCUUGGUCACAGGUCACCUCCUGGUGUGGAAUGGUUGGACUGGUGUAGGGCAGGGUAAGAUGUGGUUGCCCAGGGCUAGUACUCAACGGAGCACGCCGAAACCGGAUGUGGCGAAAUUGUGGGGUGUUGGUCAUACGGUAAGACCAUGGUUAGAAGGGCAUUGGGAAGAACUGAAACAAUUAGAUGCUACGGUGGCCGCAGCGUUACAAAGGGACAGGCAGGUGAGGCAAGGUGAUCAACCGUGGGAUGAAGCGCAACAACUGCUAGUCUAUGCAACACGCCGCACUUUGAACCAGGCGAUUCAAACUGGGGCGGGAGAAGUGGCGGACAGGGCGGUGGCAGGACAGGAGGCGAGCUUAUGGCCGGCUGAAUGGCAGGUGUCACGGAGAAUCGCGGAGGAGGUGGCGAGGGUGGAUUCUGACGAGGUUGUACUUCUGCGAUUCUUUGAUAUCGAAAAAGCUUACCCGAGGGUGUGCAGGGCUGCUAUGUGGGAGGUGUUACGGCGUCGGGGAUGUCCGGAGGGGAUGGUGAAGGUCCUUCAAGGGUUACAUGAACACACAGCCAUGAAGGUGCGCAUCUAUGGAGGGUGCUCGGGGUCGUAUGUCCCGGAUCGCGGUCUACGGGAAGGAUGUCCGAGCUCACCGGUCUUGUUCAAUAUAUUUCAUGAUGCGGUACUUCAAGAUUACAGGGCUCGUAGGGCGGAAUUAGCAGAAGCACGCGGUCUGACCCCUGGAUUGGUUUGGGAAUAUAAAGUGGACGGGAAACUAUGUAAACGCCAGGCCGGUAGGUUCCAAGCGGGACGGGAGACCGGGGAAGUCAUUUUGGGAGAUUUUGGGUAUGCAGAUGACACUGGAAUUUGCGGGGUGGCCGAGGAGGUCUGUGAGGCUGAGAAACUGUUUACGGUAGUGUGCAAGGACUGGGAGGAAAAGGUGCACCCGUUGAAAACGGAAGGUCUGAGAAUCGCUGGUAGAGGUCUACAGGGAACGGACGUGGCAAAUCACGGGGAGGCGGAGGCGGUGAAACAUGUCGGGGGAAACGGAUCCAACAAGCAUUCCCAGAUCGCACCCUCACCCCUCAAGAACGUUCCCGGCUUGAUUCUUGGCGACCCGGACGGUGCAGGUCAGGUGCCGGUGUUUCGUCAUAUCUAUACGGAUGGCUCAGGGGCACAUGGGAAGGCAGGAUGGGCCGCGGUAAUUUAUGAUGCACCACCAGCACGCCCCGUGACACCGGAUUUUCUGUUAUUUGGACCGGUGAUUAUCGCGCCUUGGGAUCCCAACUACCUGGGUGCGGAAAAGUUGUCAAAUAAUACUGGGGAACUCUCGGCUAUUGCUGAAGCGUGCUUAUGGUUACUCGAAAGGAGAGACGAAAGGGACGCGGCAGGGCAGGUUGUGGGCGCGGAAAUUCACUAUGAUUCAGAGUACGCGAGGGACAUAGCGGUCAGAGUCGCACACCCCAAGAGCAACAUACCCCUAGCACAAAAGGUAGCAGAUUUGGUAGAUGAGGUUCGGACAACUCGUCCGUUGGAGUUCCGGCAUGUCAAAGGGCACAGUGGAGAUUAUGGGAAUAACGCGGCGGAUAAAUACGCGGAUUUAGGCGCGGCGGGCCACUGCACCCCCCAAUGGUCUAGAUGGGCAGAGGUUCCGGCGGGAUGGGAGGAGAUCCAAGGAAGGGACCCGAGAUUGAUCGAGGUGUGUCGACAUUGUGGGAUGCGGUUCUAUGACAGGUAUGCGCGAGGUAGCCACGAGGCAAGGUGCAAUAUUCCAGGUGUGGCGCUAGCGCCGGGUCGGGGCCAGAUCAAGCGGCUCCGGGACAGUGCUACAAGUGCGGGCUACAAACAAUCGUGCGGCAUGGCUGAAGUGGAGGAGGCCCCUAUUGGCCAAAGGGUGGCAGAGCUGGAGAACACUGUCGGGUGGUUGACGGCGCGUAGUUAUCGCCAGGAGGAACGUGUGGACCGGAUCUAUGCGCAGCAACGGGUCUUCACGAUAAAUAGUGUGGCACUCGAGGAGGUUUGGACAGGGCUGGGUGACGGGGCCACGCCCCACGCGGCUGCGGCGGGUGGGGGGGAUAAAUGGCUGGAGGAGGUAACCAAGGCCUUGGGUUUGGAAUGGCCCCUGAGUGACCGCCAACCGCGACGGGAGGAGAUGCUACACGGUAAAAAGAAAAGGGACGUCAUGGAUGCCCUUUUUGCCUUCCAGGAUGAAAUCCGGCUGGGCAACCUCACGAAGGUGGAGGCGGAGAUGGGAGGUGAUAAUUGGGAGGUGAGGAAACCCAAGUGCUUCACGCUGGUGUUUCGUUUUGGAGCCGUGGCGGACCGGUUGGAGCGGCAUUUGAGUGCCACGCUGAACGGUGCGCUGGCCCAAGCGAACCGGGCGGGAGAUGGAGGUCAGGUUCAGGCGUGGCGGGCGAAGACCAAAGGCGAGAAGCGUAAACGCGCUGAAAGGCGUCAGGCACAGCAAGGAGAGGGUGCAGGGGGAGACGGUGGAGGUAAAGGCGCUGCGGCCAAGGGCAAAGGAAAGGGCAAGGCGAAAGGUAAAGGGCCUGGGAAAGGUCAAGGCAAGAAAGGUGGUGGUAAGAAGGGUGGACGGAACCCCGGCCGCAGGGCCGGUCGGUUACAAUUUUUCCAGUGCACCGACAAUGGCUACCUCCACCGCGACCUCGACGACGAAAUUCCCUGGUUAUCUCUCGCCGUCAGCCGGCUUGAAAUUCGCCGACGUGCCAAAUGGUUUGGCAGCAAUUUCCAAAGUGCCCGCCGCAGGAUGGGGACAGAUCUUGGCAUACAUGGCUUUCUGCGAGGUUUCUCAGGAUCAGUCUCCUGGAACCCCAGCUGCAGCAGGAGACUUUGGAUUCAAGGUGUUGACAGCAUCUGA
Molecule: messenger RNA, 5181 nt
Organism: Cladocopium goreaui
Lineage: Eukaryota; Dinophyceae; Suessiales; Symbiodiniaceae
Source: the annotation of a GenBank genome assembly